Molecule: messenger RNA, 6251 nt
Organism: Podarcis lilfordi (Lilford's wall lizard)
Lineage: Eukaryota; Metazoa; Chordata; Lepidosauria; Squamata; Lacertidae
Source: the annotation of a GenBank genome assembly
AUGAUUGGCCAAGCUGAGCUCAAUAUUGCCUUUAGCCAAUCCUUGUCGGCCGAUAGUUCUGCAGCGCCCCCUAGCUAUCUCCUCCGCUUUGCGCCGCCUUCCAGCAACCACUUCCGAACACGGAUUGGGUAACCUGGCCUUCGUCCCUACGCAGACGCAAAGGGGAAAAAAUAAUAUCGCGCUGCCCCUCGAGGUGCGGAUUGGACGAAAGCAGGGAGGCGGGUUCGAGCGCGGAGCUGGACACAGCCUGCGAUUGGGCCAGGGCUUUCUCGCGCGGGCGAGCUAAGCGAGAUCGAGGAGCCCCCGCCCCCUGGCCUUUCGUCCGUCGCAGGGGAAGACGGGAAGAGAAGGGCCGCGACGUGAGCGCGCGACUCCCGGCGCCAUUUUGUUUGGGAACCAGCGGAGGAGGUAGCUAGAGAAGCGCGAGCGGCUCAGCCAGGCGCCCGCCCCGGCCCCGAGACCCUCGCCCCCGGCCCGCCCCAGGUGAGAACCGCGCCGUUCGCUCCAGGCGGCAAGGCCGGCGCUGGCGGAAGCCACCGGGAGGCCGAGCGGUAUUGGCGGUAGCGGUGGGCGGCCUGCGUCCCGCGUUUCUCCCGGCGUAGCCGGCGCUGAAGCGCUAAGCAAAGGAGUGGUGAGCUGGGCCUGCCCGUAGCUCGCCUGUCCCUGCACGUGUUGUCCCCUGUGGUGGGGCGAGGAGGCCUCCCGGAAACCCCCUACCCCUCUCUCCCUCCUUCCCCUCUUGCGCCCCGAAGGCGAGUCCGGCCGCGGAAUAAAUAAAAGCCGAGGGUCGCUCGCGGCAACGGCGGGCUCCUGCCUGCCCCCAGGAGACCGUCCCAAUUGGGCCGCCGAGAAAUGGUGAGGGGCCCUGUCCGCUCCGUUGGCCUGCCCUGCCCGCCCUCCGAAGCCGGAAGUGACUUGGGCCAUUACUUGUGGGAGCGAACGAGGCGGGUCGGGAAGCGUUGUUGCUUGUUCAGAGGCUUUAGUUAAUCCAUGUCGAGGCGCCUGCCAGCCCCAGGUGUGCGCCGCCCUCGGGCUUCCUCAGCCGCUCCCGAAUCGUCUUGUAGGAUACCCGUCAGAGGCUGCUACAAUACAGGCGGAGAAAGAGCUUAAUUCCCGUUUUUUCCUCCUAUCUCUGAUCCACGACGGACUUGAAUCUGCUUAUAGGAGCUAUAUCUGUUUCAAACGUCCUAUAAACAUCCUUACUUUACCGGGGAUAGGCGGGGAGGUAGUGGGAUCUUAUUUCUGGCAAAAGUCUGUGGUCUGGUGCCAGUUUGGCCGGGCUUCUUUUGGCAGGUGAGACAGGCACUGGAAUAAUGCUUUCUGGUAACUUGAAGAAUGAUUUAUUUGUCUUCAUAUUACAGAACUGAAACCAUUAUCUUUUCAUGUGAACCGCAUGGUUUCACCUAUAUGGGCUUGGACUUUUCUUGUCCCAAAAAAAAGUGAUCUAAAGUGUUGUUAAUAAGAAAAUAACUAAGCAUAUGGGAGAACAAGACUUACUGAAGUAGAGCCUGCAUAGCUUCUGCAAAGACAGCUCUUGUCUUAUGAAGCUAUUAAGAGUUCUUUGAGAAUGUCAAUAAACAUAGUUAGAGGUGAUCUUCUUACAGUACUUGCAUUUCAAAAAGCUUAUGACAAGUUGCCCCACCAAAGAUUCCCAAGUAAGCUUAGCAGUUAUGGUAUAAGAGGAAUUGGUUAAUAGGAAGCAAACAGUAGGAAUAAACGGAAGGUUGUCUGAAUGGAGAGCUGUAGAAAGUGGAGUUUUCCAAGGAUUGAUACUGUGCCUUUUAACUUGUUCAUAGAGGAUCUAGAGAUAGGGGUGAGCAAUGAGGUGCCCAAAGGAUUUUCAAGAGCUUCAAAAAAUAUUCUCUAAACUGAGUGAAUGGACUGUAAAAUGGCAAAUGCAAUUCAGUGUGUAGAAAGUGUGAGGAGAUGCAUGCAAAAAAUAAUAAUGCAUCUAUGCUCAUGGAGUCUGAACUGGCAGUGACUGACCAGGAAUAAGCCAUUGGGGUCAUAGUAGGUAACUCAAUGAGGAUGUCUACCCCAGUGUGCAGCAGCUGUGGAAAAGGCAUACUAGGGCAGAAAAAAUAAAAUAAAACUUUCAGUAUCAUAGCGCAAUUAUACAAAUAUAUGGUAUGAUAUGAUGGAAGUUUAUAAAAUUAUUCACAGCAUGGAUAAAGUGGGAAGAGAAAAGUUUUUCUCUCUGUGUCAUAGCAGAGUUCACUCAUGAACAUGCAGUGAAGCUUAGUGUUGGAAGAUUCAGGAUUGGCAAAAGGAAGUACAGUCAUACCUCAUGUUACGUUUCAUGUUAUGUUUUUUCAUGCUGCGUCCUGCGGCGAACCGGAAGUACCGGAAAGGGUUACUUCUGGGUUUCGCCGCUCGCGCAUGUGCACAAGUGCCAAAUCACACCGUGCACCUGCGCAGAUACGGCACUUUCAGGUUGUGGGCUUUUCAUGUUGCGAACAGGCCUCUGGAACAGAUCCCGUUCACAGCCAGAGGUACCACUGUAAUUCUUAACACAGUCCAUAGUUAAACUGAAACCUGCUCCUACUGGAGACUAAUGGCAACCCAUUUGAAUGGCUUUCAGUGGCUACUGGCCAUGAUAGCUGUGGUUUGGCUCAAGUUAGAGGCAAUAAUGGAUCCAACAACUUAGGCCUAAUUCUUGUGUAAAGGAGUGGAUUUAGCAGACCGAUGAAUUAGGAAGUUGCUGGUUCAAAUCUCACUUUACCAUGAAUUAGCUAGACCAUCUUGAGGAACAGCUCUUUCAGCUUUAGGAUCCCAAUCAAAUUCAGCAAAAGUAUUGGCUUCCUUUCCAGCACAAUUGUAGUUAGCUCUACCUUGUAAUCCUUGGUAGGUGGCAAACUUUAGUGCUAAGUUAUGUGAUUUUCGAGCUGUAUUCAGGAUGUUCCAUAUUUAACUCAUACAGGUUAAAGCAUUUAACAUCCGUCAACAUUGUACGUAGUUCCAUUUGUUCAACGUACACAACAGGUACUACUAACCUUUACCCUUGAUACUGCGUGUGAGGCAAUAAACUAAUAUGGGUGGGGCAGAAGCUGCUGCAUGCUCAUUUAGACAUUUCGAUCAGUUUAUGUUGGCUACUCAUGUUUUGUUUCCCACUUGUGUGCAAUUCUCAUCUUGCUCUCAUUUUUCAAGAAGCUCUUCCUUUCACCCUUCCUCCCCCUCCCCCUUUUGAAACAUUUAAAUUUGUUUUAUCUUACACAUCAUGAUUUUUUAUUUUAAUAUGCUGUUAGUUUUUGAGAAUACUAAGCUACUCAAUUCUGCCUUUUAGAUAAUUAGAUUUAUAUAUUUAUUUAAGGUGGCUUUGUGCCCCUGUGUGUCACAGUGUGGUUUGAGUGGUAGUCCUACCAGUUGGUUAGUAUCUGUGCAGAGUGGCUAAUGCUUAAGUUGCUGAAAGCAGUUUUGUUGUAAUCUAAAUUGUAGUGUAGCUAGCCAACUCCUUUGUCUUAAACCUUGCUGCUUAAAUGCCAAAAGUUCUCUAGCUGAAUUUGGGCUAACCUUGAUAGACUUUGACUACCCACUAUGUAUUUCACCAAUAUUGGCUACUCUCAUGAAAAUAAAAUUAAAAAAUCCCUUCCAGUAGCACCUUAGAGACCAACUAAGUUAGUUACUGGUAUGAGCUUUUGUGUGCAUGCACACUUCUUCAGAAAAUAGUUUAUUUCAUGAAAAUAAUUUAUUUGGCAAGUGGAAAGGUUUCUGUUCAGUUCUCAUCUUCCUUGAUCUCUCUGCCACCCCUUGAUACAGCUGAUCACAAUUAAGUUGUGAUUCCCUUUAAGCCCUAGGUCCUUGAUUCUGUCCUCAGUUGAUUCUCUUCCUAACUGGCUAAUCAUUAUUUAUUUAGAAAAGUAUAUAUAUGUUGCUCUCAGAAAACAUUGGGGUUUUAUACAUCAACAUUAUAGCAAUCCUUUAAAAGCAGUACAGAACAAUCAUUAAAAUGACUGGCUGCUCAAGAAAAUGCUAAGCAAUUGCAUAGGCAUUAAAAAGUCUUUAAGAGAUGCUUGACAGUCAAAAGUAAGGGUGCCUGCCAAAUCACUGCUGCAAAAGUGUUCCACAGCAUGGGACACCAGUGACACCAAAUGACUGACUUCUAGUUGAGGCCAGUCAGACUUCUAACACACAAGAGGAAUGUCUUCCUCUGCUUUCUCAGUUUGUAGGGUUCUGUUUUUGGCCCUCUGCUAUUUCCCUUGGUACAUUCUUUUUGGGUAUCCUCAUCACAUACUGUGGCUUUGCUACCACUUGUAUGCUAAUGCUGUACAGCUGUACCCCCCAAAAAUAUUUAUUUCCCUCCAAUCCCACAUCACUUCUCUGAUAUUUCCACUGGGAUGUGUCAUUGUUGCCAGUACAGUGGACCCUCAGGUUACGUUACCUUUGGGUAACAUAACUUUCGGGUUGCGAAUGCAGCAAACCCGCAAGUGUAUACUUCCAGGUUUCACCGCAUGCGCAGAAGUGUUUUGUCACACCGCGCGUGUGCACAGAAACUUUGUGUGUGCAGUGUGCACAGAAACUAGAUACAGACUUUUCGGGGUACGUACGGACCCCUGGAAUGAAUUAAGUUCGUAUCUGGAGGGACCACUGUACAUCCACAGCCAAACGUCUCAUCUUUCCUCCCGUCUACCAAUCUCAUUUACACUUCCUCUAUUACCCACUUCAUCAGGAUGAAAUCUUUGUUUCUCUUGACUUUUUUUUUUGCUUUUGUCCCAUAUUCAGUCCAUCCACAAAUCAAUGCCACUUCUCUCCAUAUAUUACAGAAUGAUCAUCUUUCUUCAGCAGAAUUUCAGGCCUUGCAAUCUUUUCCGCAUUGGUCUUGGAAGUGGCCUGUAAAAUCUGAAAGCAAAACUUGUGAAGAUUUCAAGAUUGCCUUGUAAACAUGAAGCAAUUUUAUCAUUUCAUAAGUUUGGAAUCUAUAUUGGCAGAACAAUAACCUAUUAAGAAAUCUACAAUCCUAAUGAUAAGCUUCCGUCAAGAGAGGCAAAUGCCAAUGAACAGAUCAUUUAAAAUUAUUUUUAAAAAUUGUAUAUUUGCUUAAAACAAUAAUUGGGAUUUGGCACUUGGGUACACAUCUUAUACAUGACACUUCAUGCUGUUGAAAGUGUAAAUAAACUCCUGUGUUCUCAUUAACAAGUGAAGACUCUUCAUAAUUCUAUAGAUCUGAAUAAAAUAGUCUUUUGCUCCGAUUGGACUCAUUGACUGUAUUUGGACAAUACACUAAACAGGGAUUUUAGUGUUCUUUGGCUUGUGCACUACUUCCCUCUUCCAGUGCAACCUAGAGGAGGAAGUCAAAAGCACUUGUUUUUUAUUCCACCUUGGAGUGGCUUGUUAUGCCCGAACUAGGGCCAAAUGUGGUUAGUUUUAACUCUGGUUGGUUUGUCUGAAUAGGGCAACUUCAGACUGUGGCUUAUGAUGCUGGCUUUGAAUAACCACAAGCCUACCUGUAGCCCCAGAUUGACUUUCAAUACCAUUUUCUCCCAUGCCACACUCACCUAUGACUUCAGGUGUGGGGCAGGUACAGCUGUGGCUCUAGAGCGGCCUUUCUCAACCUGUGCAUCCCCAAAUGUUGUUGAACUACAACUCCCAUCACUCCUAGCUAGCAAGGCCAGAGCUUAGGGGUGAUGGGAGUUGUAGUCCAACAACAUCUGGAGACCCACAGGUUGAGAACCGCUGCUCUAGAGAAACAAUUGGGAGCAUUACCGUGAUCUGCCACUUGUUCCUUUUAGCUCCCAAAUGCAGAUGAUCCUUGACUCUCUUUCAUUGCUGAAUUGAAAUUCAAUGUCAAAUACAAGCCCUCCUUUUGGAAGGGUAAGUGGCAGAAUAUUCUUCUGCGGAAUAAACUUCCUCUGCAGUCCCAAUUUUAAUUAAAUUUGGGGCUGGAAAGUAUCCAGAGUGUACUUUGAGUGCUCUUUGAUUCUUCAGUUGAAGGUGGUUCACAGAUGGUGUUGCAGUUUUGGAUUCAGCCCUCGGGGCCAGAUCUAGUUCCUGACUCCUGAAAUAAACUAUAGUUCAAACUGCCUUUAACAGCCUUAUCAAAUCUGCAACCUUUUGCUUGCAAAGCAAGUGCUUUCCCAUAAAACUCUGGCCUGUACCAUCAUUACAUUUACGAUUGUUUAGUUAUACAUGACCAGUCACUAGCAAAUAGAUUAUGUAUAAUCAUUGCUGUUUUGUCUUGCAGGUGCCAUGGUUCAGAACAGAGUGAGAAUACUGGGAAAGAAGAGCUGAACAUACAGCAUAAAUUGAUUAUAUAG